Molecule: messenger RNA, 1395 nt
Organism: Polychytrium aggregatum
Lineage: Eukaryota; Fungi; Chytridiomycota; Chytridiomycetes; Polychytriales
Exons: 3
Coding region: 89-1363 (424 amino acids)
Source: RefSeq, a predicted model, not a curated record
CAGCAUCGUUGCAUCAGCGACCCCCCUGUCCUGCUGAAGAUCCACCUCGGCCCCAUCCCAAGCAUUUCGCCGCCGAUUCUCGCCCAGCAUGCUGCCCAGAGCCUUCCUGGCAUGCCUUGCCGCCCUCUGUCUCCUGGUCCCCUCGGCGUGGGCCCAAAUCUCCCUCAGCGCUGCCUCCUCCAGCGUCCUGGUCUACGCUGAUGCCGCCGCCAACGGCGCCGUGCAGCUGCGCUUCCAGAUCCCAAAGACCCUCUCGUACUUUGCCCUCGGCACCGGCUCCAAGAUGUCUGGCUCCGACAUUGUCGUCGUCUGGCAAAACACCGACGGCUCCGUCACUGUCUCGCACCGCCAAGCCUCUGGCCACAGCUUGCCCUCGCCCGUCAACCAGCAGGCCAUCUCAAUCGUGGCCAACCAGGCCAGCAAGGUCGCCGUCCCCAGCAAUGUCUACGUCGCGACCGUGAUCGUCCCCAGCUCCUGGGCCUCGUCCUCCUCCUUCAUCUGGGCGUACGUCACUGGCUCGCUGCCCACCUCGAACGACCCCAACGCCGCCACCUUUGUUCAGCACGCCCGGAAUACCCGCGGAAUCAUCCAGGGUUCGCUGCUGACCUCGGCCAACUCCUUCAAGAGUGGCUCGCCCUCGACCCCUCCUCCUCCCAAGUCUUCCAACGGCGCCCCCAGCCCCCCCGGCAGUAACAAUGGCAACAACGGCAACAAUGGUAGCAGCGGCAACACCGACACCGACGACAUUACUGGCGGUGACAGUCUUCCCGACUUCACUGUGGCCCACGGCUAUCUCAUGACCUUUGCCUGGCUGGUGUCCACCCCGAUCGGCAUCUUUAUCGCCCAGUUCUUCAAGGAGCGCUGGCACAACUGGUGGUUCCGCCUGCACCAGUUCUUCAUGUUCAUUGGCUGCGGUGUCCUUGCCCUGGUUGGCUUCUGGCUCAUCUUUUACCAAAAGCAAGUUGCCGGCGACUACCACUUUUCGUACGCCGACACGGGUCUGCAUGGCAUCCUUGGCCUGAUCUUGACUGUCCUCAUGCUCAUCCAGAUCGUCCUCGGUGUCGUCAUCGACCGUCUCUACAACAAGGAUCGCACCUCCGUUCCUUUCCAUGACAAGUUGCACUGGUACAUUGGCCGACUCGUGACCCUUCUCGCCAUCGUCAACAUCAUCCUGGGAUGCAUUCUCUACGUUGCCCCCACCUGGAUCUACGUUGUCAUUGGCGUGUGGCUGGCCCUGGUUGUUGCCGUCUUUGUCCUGCUCAAGGUCCAGCAGACCCGCACCCGACGAGCCAAGCCCGGAGAUGCCGAACAGCACUCCCUGUCUCGCCCCAAGCAGAACAAGCCUCUGCAAGGCCGCUACUAAGCCAGCGUCCGUCGAUCCUUGCUUUCGUCUGG